UUCAAUAAGACCGCGUGGCCGGUUUUGCGAGGGAUGGAGUUUCUCGAGUUCCGUGUGUAGUCCUCAACAAAGUACUUCAAAACUGAUGUUAACAUUGGGGAGACAUUAUGUUGGUGUUAUUUGAAUCUCCAGCAGGUUAUGCUGUUUUUAAGCUUCUGGAUGAGAAGAAGCUGCUUGCCGUUGAUAACCUGUACCAGGAUUUUGCCAGUCCUGAGGGAGCAAGCAGAAUAGUGAAGCUGAAACAGUUUGAGAAAUUUCAAGACACAACAGAAGCCCUUGCAGCUGCAACUGCCGCCGUGGAAGGCAAACUCAACAAGGGCUUGAAGAAAAUCCUCAAGAAGAUCGUUGCGAAAGAUGCUCACUCGGAACUUGCAGUAGCUGAUGCUAAAUUGGGUGGCAUCAUAAAGGAAAAGCUCGAUCUAACAUGUGUUCACAACUCGGCCAUUGCCGAGCUCAUGCGAGGCAUUCGGUCACAGUUCAGCAGUCUGGUGCCUGGACUCCCUGAGAGGGAGCUGACAGCAAUGACACUGGGGCUGGCUCACAGUCUGUCCAGAUACAAGCUCAAGUUCAGCCCGGACAAAGUGGACACCAUGAUUGUUCAGGCAAUUUCCCUUUUAGACGAUCUCGACAAGGAACUGAAUAACUACAUCAUGAGAUGUCGGGAGUGGUAUGGCUGGCACUUUCCUGAACUGGGGAAAAUUAUCAGCGACAAUCUGGCCUUUGCAAAGGUUGUCAAAUUCAUGGGUGACCGAACCAAAGCAGCCAGUUUAGACUUCUCGGAACUCCUCCCUGAAGAUCUGGAAGAGCAGGUCAAACUUGCAGCUGAGAUCUCAAUGGGAACAGAAAUAUCCGACGACGACUUUCAAAAUAUUCUCUAUCUUUGCGAACAGGUGAUAGAGAUAACGGAAUACAGAGCCCAACUGUACGACUACCUGAAGAACAGAAUGCAGGCCAUAGCACCCAACCUGACCACAUUGGUCGGUGAACUAGUCGGAGCAAGACUAAUAGCACACGCAGGGUCGUUGAUGAAUCUAGCCAAGCAUCCCUCCUCCACAGUGCAAAUCCUUGGGGCUGAGAAGGCCUUAUUUAGGGCUCUCAAAACAAAGAAGGACACGCCCAAAUAUGGUUUAAUCUAUCACGCCUCAUUGGUCGGACAGACAAACCCCAAGAACAAGGGCAAGUUGUCUCGUAUGCUGGCUGCCAAGACAUCCCUGGCGAUCCGCGUGGAUGCCUUGGGUGAGGACAACGAUAUGGAGAUCGGUAUUCAGAGCAGAGCCAAGGUUGAGGCCAGGCUGAGGCAGCUGGAGGAAGGAGCAAUGCAUCGCAUCAGUGGGACAGGCAAGGCCAAAGCCCGUACAGACAAGUACCACCAUAAGAGCGAGAUCCGUACCUACAACCCCGCUCAGGACUCCACCCUGCCCUCGGUGCCAAAGAAGAGGAAGCUGGACGAUGACGAAGAAGGAGACAGCAAAGCUCAGGUGGCAGUAGCGGUGAAGAGAGUGAAGAUGGAGCCUCUAGAAGAGGGAGAGACGGAAACGCCAGAGAAGAAAAAGAAGAAGAAAAAGAAGAAGGCUGUCAAGGAAGAAGUAGAUACCUCAAUAGUCAAGGUGGAGGCGACAGAAGAACCAGAAGAAAGGACCCUGUCGGAAAAGAAAAAAAAGAAGAAAAAGAAGAUAAAAUCUGAAGGGGGCACCGAAGCGGACACAACACUCACAGAACCUGAAACGCCAAGCACAGAGAAGAAGAAGAAAAAGAAGAAAAAGGGGAAGGAGUGAGCCCCACCGCAUUUCCUCCUCAUUUUUCUUUUCCUCCCUUGUAAUUUUUCUGUAAAAUGUCUGGAGUUUCUGUAAAAAGGAAUGUUCAAUACCCAUUUGUAGUCAACAGCUCGAACAGCCAAAAUUGGUUGUUUGCCGCGGCCAGUAUUUCAGUUCUGACAGAGAUACAGACGGUUCUUAGGAACACGGGUCUCACAAAUCAUCUCCAGCCUCCCUGCCUCAGGCAGCAUUUUGUCCUAUGCAUGCUUAGGUCUUGAGAAACCCCAAACUUGAUGGAUGUGCUGCAGAAGGCCACUUAAAUUUUUCAUUUUUAUUAAACAAAUUCUUUAGUAAAAGUUUUUGCUUUCCACUUGUAUUAAAUGUCAUUCCCUUGCUUCUCCAGUGUCAAAACUUUUCUUUUUGGGGGUUCUAAAUGAGGACCACAGUCCUCAAUAUCAAACUUUUGUGUAUUAGUUUUUCCAGUGACCAGUAUGGACGCAUAGUAAAGCUCCAUUAGAUUUGCAUUUUUGACAAAUAAAAUUCUUUAUUGUCUCAUGCAUUUUGUAAAGACCUCCCUUCACAAGUUGUUGUUUAUUUCAUCUAAACUGUAAUUGCAUUUCUUUUGAACUUGUGCCUUUUAAACUCAACCACCAAUUCCUCUACAAUCCAUUUCGGUUUUUCCCCUAAACUGAUGAAAUAAAUACAGCCGUUAAAUAGCCCCUCCUGCAUCCUAUUAUUGAAAGAUUUUUAAUAAAGGAAACCUCUUCAAAAAAUAUAAAUGCGAUGUGGAUUUAUACUGGCACCUGAAGUUCCUCAAGCAGUUCUGUUGACUCACCAGACUGGGCAAAGUUUUUUUUUUUACUUUUGUACAUAAUCAGAUGUAUUUUCCCCUGUUUGGCAGUGACUUGAACGAGAAUGUUAUGAGGACCAGUUAAGAUUGUUCUUAUUUCUUCCAUUCUUGUAAUGCCUUGAAAUCGGGCACAGUUCAGUUAUAAGUUCCAUUUGGACACCAUGGUGACCUCUGGCACAAUUUCUGAUUGGCUUGAUUUGUUCCAUUCAAGCUUCAUCCAUGUACAUGUACAUGCAUUUUAGACGUGCCUAUUCUCCUGUGAACAUAGUACAUUGAUUGAAAAGUUCAUGUAAAUGGUGUAACAACACAGAGCUGCGAGCAGUUUGGAAAGUGUCCCUCAAAAGGACAAACAGUUAUUCGGGGGUGUGUUUUAUGAAAGAACUUUUGAUGAUGCGUACCAUGCUCCACUGCCUUCGUACAUGUACAUGUUCUAGGAACAGGAUUCCAUGCUGACCUUUUGACGUUCUUGUUCUAAUGCAGCCUAUUAUUCUCUCUAUUUUGGGAAACCUUGGGAGAUGCAACUUCAACUUGUAAACAACCCCAUAUCCCCCUCCCCAGCAGAUCCACCUGCGCUUUGUUGUACAGUAAUGAAGAAUGGACUUACCACAAAUAAGAGACACUUAAACCCUGACGGUCCCAAAUCCUCCAAUUUCAGUAUGAGUUACAUAUACCGAAGGGUGUAGGUUAAAUUAAAUCAUUUUUACACUAUCGAUACAUGAGUGCAUUGCUCAACAUUGGUUGCAUUUAAAAAACAAUGUACAUGUGCUUUGCCCAUUUGCAAAAUUUCGGACAACGUGGCAAAUAUUCCUAACCAUAACCAGUUUUAGUAAUCACUACACAGUGUUUUUUAAUGCACUUCACAUAUUUGUGAGUUCUGGCAUAUCUGUCGAAGUGAUCUUCUAGAGUUACCUGAUAUUUUUCCAUUGUGCGAGUUGGUUGGGUGUGAGUUGAUGUUCACAUGAAUAGGUUUCUACUUGGCCUGUUGAGUAGAGAGACAAUUGUCUCUUAAAACAGCAAGGUUGCCAGAACCAACUUCAUUACUUUUCAUGUAAUAGCCGUAUUAUAAAAGGACUAGAAGAAUACAUGCCAAAAGAAUUCAAAAGAUUGAGACCCUGGGAAGGUGAGCUCUUGGCAACAGUUGUGGUAUCACACUUCUCGUUAUAUACAUGCAUAGGUUAUGCAUCAAGGUAGAAUUGGAGAGCAGGGGCUUUGUAUCGCCAGGAUAGGCUCUAGUAAACUUUUUGUGCAUCAUUUCAAUUAAAUUAAAAUGACAAAGAAAAGCUC
Messenger RNA from Acanthaster planci (crown-of-thorns starfish), 3888 nucleotides. It is a transcript of the gene nop58, whose product is annotated as NOP58 ribonucleoprotein. The record is from RefSeq and is a predicted model, not a curated record. Gene Ontology annotation, molecular function: snoRNA binding. Gene Ontology annotation, cellular component: box C/D methylation guide snoRNP complex; small-subunit processome. NCBI's taxonomy places the organism in Eukaryota, Metazoa, Echinodermata, Asteroidea, Valvatida, Acanthasteridae.